Staurois parvus is the source of this 1972-nucleotide messenger RNA. NCBI's taxonomy places the organism in Eukaryota, Metazoa, Chordata, Amphibia, Anura, Ranidae. The record is from the annotation of a GenBank genome assembly.
AUGCAUGUGUUCUUGCUUCUCUCCUUCUGCCUGUUAACCUGUUAUGGGAAAUACCAAGACGAUGACUGGAUUGAUCCCACAGACAUGCUGAAUUAUGAUGCAGCUGCUGGUAGAAUGAAGCAUCAUAAACAGUACCACACAGGAAAGACUGCUGUGAAUGAAGAGUCUAAUAAACAAUCUUACGUCACUUGCCAGUCAGAUCACAUGGAUUGUGAGAUAGACACUAAUAACUGGAAGCAAAAGGAUCGUACAGAAGUUUUUUCUGAAGAAGAGGUAAAGGAAGUUAAAAAUGAGAUUAUGUUCCAGGAGUGUAAAGAGGACAUGGAUAUCCUGAAAAAAGAGAUUGAGGAGUGUCGAAAGAAAGGGGCAAUUCCACAGAACACCUGUAACCCCGUGUUCAGACGCUUUUUAUACAGGAUUAUAAAUGAGGCUCAACUUCUUGGACUACCAGAUGAUUCCCAGCCUGAGGUCCAUUACGAUGCAGAGCUGGUGCUUACAAAGCAGAUGGUUGCAGAGUUCCUGAGAUUUCUUGAUGAUACUGACUGGAAUGCUGGUCCGCUUGAUGAAGCUUUGGGUGGGACGUUGGUCAGAUUUAGACAUCACAAUGAAGAAGAAUGGAGCUGGACAUUUGAGGACUACAUAGGAAUUGAUCCCUUCAGCACAUUCAUGAUUUCCUUAAGUCUACUUUGUAUUGUGAUGGUAGUAGCCACAGAACUAUGGACUCGUGUCAGCUGGUUUACACAGAUAAAGAGACUGCUCGUUCUGUGUUUUGUGGUUAGCCUUGGCUGGAACUGGCUGUAUUUGUACAGGGAUGCCUUUGCUGAACGGCAGGCGAAAUUAAUAAAAAUAGAAAAUGAUCACUCCUGUGGCAAGCAGAUGACUUGGUCAGAAAAAUUUGCUUGAGUGGUGGAAAAGUUCAUCAUCUUUCCAGAAUGAUCCAUGUGAGGAAUAUUUUAAAGCUUUAAUGGUAAACCCAAUACUUCUGGUCCCACCAACCAAAGCUUUUGCUGUCACUUUCACCAACUUCAUAACAGAACCUUUAAAGCAUAUAGGUAAAGGGAUUGGAGAGUUCUUUCAUGCUUUGUUAGCAGAGAUGCCCUUGUUUUACCAGCCAAUAAUACUAAUUGCUAUAGUACUGCUUUUACUGGUGUUUUGUUAUGGGUUUGGCACAAAUGUUCAUCAUCUAAGUCUGUUACCGAGAAAUUAUGAUGGAGACAGAGAGAGACUGCCCCCCCCAAAUCCACAGAGACAUGAUCAGUAUAUUGAAGGCGGGGAUGGUCGCUUCCACAAUAAUCCACAGCCAAUCCAACCACGGCAUGCUGACGAUCACAGGGAUGUUUCAAAUCGUAGACCAGAGGCCUUGCCCCCCCAGGAUUUGACAGAUUUCAGUAAUCGCCAGCCAGAGUUUGUAGAAUGGAUCUCUGCCUAAUGAGCAACCACAAAAGAAAAAAGUGGCUCUAAGGAAAAGAAUCAUUGGCCAACAUAUAAAGGAUGAGCCUUCUGGACAGCUGCAGAAUAAAGAUGAUUCUUUAGACCAGAGACCUCGAAGUCAACAGCCAGUGAGGGAACUUCUGGAAGACAUCCCUCUUGGAUCCCAGGGUCAGUGGGAAGACAAUGAACCUCUUAAUAAAAUAACACAUGCUCACCAAGAUUUCUCUGGCAGUCAUGUUGACAAUAAAGAAAAUCGGUUACCAGAUGGAGAGACAAUAGAGAACAUAAGGCAGUCCACUGGAAAAGUCAAAGUAAAAAAUGAAUCUACAGAGGAAGAGAAAAGGAUCAGCAACUAAUAAAAGAAGAUGGACCCCAAGGGCUUGUCGAAAACAGUCACUUAGUCGUGGAAGAUUUAUAUACAAAUCCUGGAAAUGAGGAACAGCCAGAAUCUUUCAGUUUUGUGAUACUUGAACGAGAAAGGUUACAAGAUGACAUGUCUGUAAAGCAAACUAUAGGACCAUUAGAGCAAAACCGUGUGUGA